Messenger RNA from Aspergillus affinis, 2262 nucleotides. RefSeq names its product putative acid phosphatase. The record is from RefSeq and is a predicted model, not a curated record. The coding region runs from base 1 to 2262 and encodes 753 amino acids. Gene Ontology annotation, molecular function: hydrolase activity. The transcript is spliced from 4 exons. Gene Ontology annotation, biological process: protein modification process. Gene Ontology annotation, cellular component: P-body. Lineage: Eukaryota; Fungi; Ascomycota; Eurotiomycetes; Eurotiales; Aspergillaceae.
AUGCAUAUCCUUGUGGUUAACGACGACGGCCCCCCGUCGAACCAGUCGUCUCCCUACGUCCAUUCUCUCGUCCACACGCUACAAUCGGCCGGGCAUGUGGUCUCGGUGGUUCUGCCACACCAACAGCGAUCUUGGAUCGGCAAGGCUCAUUUGAUCGGUGCUUCGGUGAAGCCUACCUACUUCCGACCGGGCACACUCCAUCAAGACGAUGGAACUACACACGCGUUGCCUCGGUGCUACAGUGAGGACGAGAAAGACCAUGACGGCGACGAAUGGGUCUUGAUAGACUCAACCCCGGCCAGUUGCGUCCAGAUCGGUCUCUACCAUUAUUUCCAGGAUCGGGGGCCGGUGGAUCUCGUGGUUUCAGGCCCGAACUACGGCCGGAACACAACCUCACUGUUCGCCAUGUCGAGUGGCACAAUCGGUGGUGCUAUGGAGGCAGCUGCCUGUGGAAAACGCGCGGUGGCUCUAUCUUACGCUUUCAGUUCCCGAGACCAUGAUCCGGUUGUGAUUGCCGAAGCGUCCGGCCACUCGGUUCGAUUGAUCGAAUACCUCGCUAAGAACUGGGCGGAUGGCGUGGACCUUUACUCUGUUAAUGUACCACUGGAGCCUGGAGUCAGUGAAAAUAAAAUCUUCUAUACCGAGAUGCUCGACAAUCGGUGGAAAUCGGGGAGUUGUUUCCAGGCGGUGGAAGCCGCCGUGUCCGACAAAAAUCCCAAUUUACGCGAGCAGGAGGUGCGGAAUCAGGGAGGUACAUCUAAGGCACAACUUGCCGAUGGUGCUCCCGCACGGAGGUCUCAGAUCCAACACAAGCAUUUCCAAUGGGCACCAAACUUCUCCGAUGUCUACAAGAGCGUCGAAGACAGCAAGCCGGGUAAUGACGGUUGGACGGUCAAGGAGGGAAUGACAAGCGUCACACCCUUGAAGGUCAACUUCAUGCACGCGCCCGGAUUUCAAGGAGAGAUUAAGCUACCCGAUAAUGAUGAGCCUGCAUUACAUUCUAUUGUGGACAGUGAUGAUCCAUAUGUCCAAAGUCUGAUGGAACAAGCACUACGACGUCGGCUCGGCGAAACCCGCUAUAAAGCUAUAUCUUCGUUGUCAGAUCUACCAUCUACUUCAACGCCCGUGUUCCAGUAUCGUGAAUACGAACGCCUUGAUUUUGAGCAUGUCAUGUUCAAUUCCUCCACGUCUCUGGCCAAUGCUUAUAUCAUUCGCAAGGCAUUAAUCCGCAAGCAUUAUCUAUCCAACACGGUGACCACCUGGAUCACGAAGCACCCAGACAGUAUCUUAGGAAAACAUGUCAAAUUAGGAUAUGAUUUUGAGCUGGACUACGCGGAAUUUCUUGAUGAUGCGCUACUGGAGGCGUACGAGCUGCGGGACAGCUUGGAGAAGAACGAAGAGAGACCGGCAUCGGAGAAGGAGUGGUGGAUCCUAAAACCCGGCAUGAGUGAUCGUGGCCAAGGAAUCCGUCUCUUCAACAGCGAAGAACAGUUGCAAGAGAUAUUCGAAGAAUGGGAAGUCGACGAAUCAGAUGCAGAGAGUGGAUCAGAGCGGCCUGAAGAGGAGCAGGAUGAUGAGGAUGAUGGUGGUAACGGAGUGGUUACAUCCCAGUUGCGCCAUUUCAUCGCCCAGCCGUACAUCGAUCCGCCUUUGCUUCUCCCUUCCUCGUCUCAGCGAAAGUUUCACAUCCGCACGUAUGUCCUUGCUGUGGGCGCCUUGAAGGUCUACGUCUUCGAUGAAAUGCUCGCGCUGUUCGCGGCAAAACCAUACUGUCCCCCAUGGGAGGAUGAGGAUGAGGUGACGGAUCUUGCACGACAUCUUACAAACACAUGUUUCCAGGAGGGCGGUAGUGCCAACAAAGAGAGCGUUCGUCGAUUCUGGCAGCUAGAUCACUAUGUCCCGGGGCUCGGGGACGAUUGGAAGUCAAAGGUCUUUGACCAAAUCUGUGCCGUGACGGGUGAAGUUUUCGAAGCUGCCGCCAGGGGAAUGAUGAUUCAUUUCCAGACCCUUCCCAACGCGUUUGAACUGUACGGCCUGGACUUCCUGGUCGACAAACAGGGAACUGCAUGGCUCCUUGAAGUGAACGCCUAUCCCGACUUUGCUCAAACAGGAGAAGACCUGAAAGAGGCCGUUGUGGGCCGUCUCUUCGAAGAGACGGUGGACGUUGCCGUCAAACCCUUUUUUGGAGUGGACGAAUCGGCCGCUGAGGGUACUGAACAUAUGAAACUGGUCGCUAAUGUUGAUCUCGGAAGGAAGUUCUAG